Molecule: messenger RNA, 5378 nt
Organism: Hippocampus zosterae (dwarf seahorse)
Lineage: Eukaryota; Metazoa; Chordata; Actinopteri; Syngnathiformes; Syngnathidae
Gene: nup188
Product: nucleoporin 188
Exons: 43
Coding region: 102-5372 (1756 amino acids)
Biological process (GO): RNA export from nucleus; protein import into nucleus
Cellular component (GO): nuclear pore inner ring
Molecular function (GO): structural constituent of nuclear pore
Source: RefSeq, a predicted model, not a curated record
AGUGGCGGUCAAGCAGUACAACUUGACAACCAACAUGACAAAGAAGUCGAGCAUCUGCGUGAUGUCAUAGCAUACUGGCCAAUCAUAGUGCAACGUCGAAGAUGGCGGAAUCGAUGAUGAGCUUCAGGAGCUCUCGAGAGUUAUGGACCAUUCUCCUGGGACGUUCUGCGCUGAGAGAGCCAGCCCAGAUAGAAUCGGAGCUGGAAACACACUGGGAGCGACUGCAUCAAGGCCUGAGCUACUACAAGCCACCCAGCUCCGCCUCGGCCAGCAAAGUGAAAGAGAAGAAAGAUGUCGCAGAGCCGCUGAAGGAUUUUGGUCUCAGGCUCAGUAAGCUCCUGGGCCUGGAUGAGUUGCAGAGUGUGCAGCUGCUACAGUGCUACUUGCAAGAGGACUACAGAGGAACCCGUGAUUCUUUAAAGGUUGUGCUAAAAGACGAGCGGCAAAGCCAAGCAUUGCUGCUCAAGGUAGCAGACUAUUACUACGAGGAGCGCAUGUGUCUUCUCCGCUGCGUCCUCCUGUUGCUGACAUAUUUCCAAGAUGAGCGACAUCCCUACAGGGCCGAAUAUUCUAACUGCAUCAAUAAGUUGGAGAAGGACCUGGUCAGCGGCUACCAGGCUCAGUUCCAAAGCCUCUUCAAAGCUGAGGCACCCACGUGGGAAACCCACGGAAAUCUCAUGACGGAGCGGCAGGUGUCACGCUGGUUCCUGCAGUGCCUGCGUGAGCAAUCGCUGCUGCUGGAGAUCGUCUUCCUGUACUACGCCUACUUUGAGAUGAGCCCGGCCGACUUGCUGGCCUUCACCAAGAUGUUCAAGGAGCAGGGCUUCGGUCUGCGGCAAACCAACAGGCACCUGGUGGAAAAGAGCAUGGACACGCUGGUCGAUCGCAUUGGCUACUUGAGCUCUCUCAUCCUGGUUGAGGGCAUGGAUGUAGACUUUCUUCACAAGUGUGCACUGGAGGACUGCACAGAGCAGCAUCAGUUUUCCAGUGUUCCCGACAUUGUCAAGGAGAUGGACCAGCUACUGUUGACCUUUGGGGACAUCCCCCACCACGGACCGGUGCUUUUAGCAUGGGUCCUGUUGCGCCACACGCUCAGACCUGAAGAGUCUAACCCUGUGGUUCGGAGGAUCGGCAGCACCGCCUUGCAGCUAGAGGUCUUCAAGUACCUUGCUACCAUGCUGAAAGGCCUGGGAGUUUCGGGGAAUAAUUGCACAGCAAGCACAGCCAAGAUGUGCAUCUACGGCCUCUUGUCGUUCGUCAUCACAUCUUUCGAAGAAGAAAGCCUACAGACUGGAAGCGCAGGGUCGCAGAGCUCCCACCUGAUUGAUGCCGCCUGCGAGGUCCUCUCUGCACCCAGCCUGGCCGAAGUCUUCUGGGAAAUGAAGCCCAACAUGGGUUUGGGAAUGAUCCUUGACAGCGCCAUCGGGAUGUUCCCUCACAAGAUCGCACCGCUUUUACAGCUCCUCACUGCGCUGCUGUCUAACAAGUUCACUGUUAAGAAGGUGUACAACUUUUUGGAUAAGAUGUCCUUCUACACGCAAGUUUACAAGCAUAAGCCAAAUGACAUCAUCGCCAAGGAGGACGAGACAUUAUGGAGGAGACAGACUCCCAAACUUCUUUACCCGCUCAGUACGGGCCAGACCAACCUGUGGAUGCCGCAAGGCAUUCUAGGCCAGGUGAUGAUUGGCAGCGAUCAGGGUUACGUGGUGCGCUGGGACUACUCGUACAGCUCCUGGACGCUGUUCACGUGCGAGGUGGAGAUGCUGCUCCAUGUUGUGUCCACCGCAGAUGUCAUGGCGCACUGCGCCCGAGCCAAGCCCAUCUUGGACCUGGUGCACAAGAUCAUCAGCACCGACUGGACCGUUUCAGACUGUCUGCUGCCCCUCACGUCACGCAUCUACAUGCUUCUGCAGAGGUUAUCGUCAGUCAUCAACCCUCCGGUGGAUGUGAUAGCCUCGUGCGUCAACUGCCUGUCGACGCUGGCCGCCAGGAUGCCCGGCAAGGUGUGGUCCAGCCUGCAGCGCACGGGUUUCCUCCCAUUCUCCUCCAACCCCGUGAGCAGCAUGGCCCAGUGUGUCAGCGCGGAGGGCAUGAAAGCGGGAAACUACGGCAACCUGCUGGUCCAGAUUGAGCAGCCCAGAGGGGAGUACGCCGUGACCAUGGCAUUCCUCAAGUUGGUCACCACCCUGGUCAAGGGUCAGCUGGGCAGCACUCAGAACAAAGGACUCAUUCCUUGCGUGCUGCUGGUGCUGAAGGAGAUGCUGCCUACCUACCACAAGUGGCGCUACAACGCCUACGGCGUCCGAGAGAGGAUCGGCUGUCUCAUUUUGGAGCUCAUCCACGCCAUCCUUAACUUGAGUCCAGAGGGGGAGGACCAGGGCAGCAUGCCAACAUUGCAGUCGCUAUGCAUCUAUAGCCUGGCCAACACAGAGGCCGGGCAGGCCGUGGUCCACAUCAUGGCAGUGGGUGUGGACAAGAUCGACAUGGUUCUGGCCGCUCAGCCCAGCAGCUGCGGCUCCGAGGGUCCGGGCCAGGUCCUGAUCCAGAUGGUCAAGCUGGCCUUCUCGGUCACCAACAACACCAUCCGCCUCAAGCCGCCUUCUGAUGCGGUGUCGCCUCUGGAGCAGGCCCUGACACAGCACGGCGGCCACGGCAACAACCUAGUAGUCGUGCUCGCUAAAUACAUUUACCACAAGCACGACCCAGCACUGCCCAGGCUCGCCAUCCAGCUCCUCAAGCGCCUAGCCACAGUGGCCCCCAUGUCCGUCUACGCCUGCUUGGGCAGCGACGCGGCAGCCAUCCGCGACGCUUUCCUCACGCGGCUGCACAGUAGAACGGAAGACAUGAGGAUCAAGGUGAUGAUCCUGGAAUUCCUGACGGUCGCCGUGGAAACGCAGCCGGGACUCAUCGAGCUCUUUCUCAACCUGGAAGUGAAGGACGGCAACAGUGGCUCCAAGGAGUUCCUGUUGGGCGAGUGGAGCUGCCUGCAUGUGGUGCUGGACCUGAUCGACUCCAAGCAGCAGGGCAAAUACUGGUGCCCUCCACUACUUCACCGCGCCGCCCUGGCCUUCCUGCUGGCGCUGUGGCAGGACCGCCGAGACAGCGCCAUCUCCGUCCUGCGCACCAAAGACAGGUUUUGGGAGAAUUUAACCACACCCCUUUUCGGAACACUGGCGCCACCUUCAGAUACCACUGAGCCUUGUGUUCUGGAAACAUGCGCUUUUGUCAUGAAAAUCGUCGGCCUGGAGAUCUUUUAUGUCCACAGCGGCUCGCUGGAGCCGUCACUGAAGGACGGCCUGCAGAGGUUCGCCAACGCGCGGCAUUACGAGUAUUGGUCUCAGUAUGUCAAGUCGCUGGUGUGCCACGCGGCGGCCAUGGAGGACGAGGGGGUGUGCUACUUCCCCGAGCAGACGCACAUGCUGAUCCUGGCCUGGCGGAUGCUUCUCAUCCUCGCGACCACCCACUCCGACGUGAUGCACCUGACUGACAACCAGACGAAGCUGAAGCUUUUUAUGGACGUGCUGGAUGCCACCAAAGCCGCCCUGACCAGACCCAUGUCUGUGCCGUGUCUCCGCCUCGGCUCCAUGACGGCCACGUUGCUCCUCAUCCUUCUCAAGCAGUGGAGAAGCGUGGUGGCGACCGCUCCCGACAUCCUGUUGCCGCUUUCGCUCAUGCUGGAGUGCGUUCUACAAGUCGACCAGCAGAUGAUGGACAGGACCAAAGCCAAAAUCCUGUCAGCGCUCAUCUCCGUGCUGCAGAUCCAAGGUGGUGAGGUGUCGCUGCUGCCCCAGCUGCUAUUGUGUGUGUGCGAGACAGUGAAAGACGAAGCGCUGUCGCUGAGGGACAGCACUCGUCAUCUGCAACACUCGGCGGAACCUCUGAAGGACGAUGACAGCAUGGAGACCGACGUCCCCCGCGGCCUCCACAAAGACCAUAAGGAUGGGGUGUGUGUGCUGGCGCUGCACCUGGCCAAGGAGCUGUGCCGCACUGACGAGGACGGCGAGCACUGGGUGGCCGUGAUGCGGAAGGUUCCAGUGCUGCCGUCUGUGCUCACCGCCAUGGAACUCAGUCUACGCUCCAAACAGAACCUCUACUUUACCGAGGCCGCCUUGCACCUGCUGCUUACACUGGCCCGCACGCCGCAGGGUGCAGCAGCUGUGGCCGGAGCAGGAGUCAUCCAAACAAUAUGUCUGCCUCUCCUCAGUGUCUAUGAAGUCUGGAACAACGGCGCGUCACAGAGUUUCAGCCGUAAAUCUCAAGACUGCGCGUGCUGGCCUGGUGUCUACCGCCUGUGCGUGUCCUUGAUGGAGAGUCUGCUCAAGACUCUGCGCUACAACUUCAUCAACGAGGCGCUUGACUUUGUGGGUGUGCACCAGGAGCGCAUCCUGCAGUGUCUGAACGCCGUGCGCACCGUGCAGAGUCUGGCAUGUCUGGACGAGGCCGACCACACCGUCGGCUUCCUGCUGCAGCUCUCCAGCUUCUCCGAAGAGUGGCAGUUCCACCUGCCCAAGCUGCUCCAUGACGUCCAGGUGAAUCUGUGCUACUUGUGUCAGACUUGCACGUACCUGCUGCACAGCAAGAAGAUGCUGCACCACUACCUCCAGGCGAAGAAUGGCGAGUCGUUGCCCCCCGGCCCCCUCCCCAGGACGCAGCGCCCCCCACAAACGCCGUCCAAGGAGUUGCAGCCAUCCACUCCCGUGGCGUCGGCUCGAUGCGAGCGGGACGAAGUAGAGCAGAAGGCUGUGUUGGCCGUGCAGUGCGCCCUGCUCAAAAUCCUCAGCAAGACUCUCGCCAGCCUGCAACAUUUCACUCCCGAUUGCUGCCAAAUCAUACUGGAUCAGUGCAUGGAUCUGUCGCCGUACCGCACGCUGUUUGCUUUGAGCUUCACGGCCCCAGCCUUUGAUCCAGACGUGUCUCCAUCCUUCGGGACCUUGCUGGCCACGGUCAACGUGGCGCUCAGCAUGCUCACCGAGAUGGAGAAGAAGAAGGAGGCGGCCUCGCUCAGCAUUGUCUCUCUCGCCUCUUCUGAGGAGAUCCAGGCUCUUAAGUCCCUGCUGAUGUUCACCAUGGAGAACUGCUUCUACGUGUUGGUGUCACAGGCAUUGCGCUGCCUCAAAGACGCAACCAUCUCACCGCGAGACAAGCAGCGUCUCAAGCAGGAACUCAGCUCUGAGCUGAGCACCCUCCUGUCCAGCCUCUCGCGUCACUUCCGCCGCGGCUCGCCAUCAUCCCCGGCGGGCAUCGGCGGCGUAGCAAUCCUGCCGUGCCCGCCGCAAGCCAAGCCGACCACGCCGGGCUCCAAGGGAGCCCAUGAGGGCCAGGAGCCCAUCAUCCAACUGGUGCAGGCCUUUGUGCGAUUGGUGCAGAGAUGAACGAAA